ACUUUCCUUUUCGGAGCGGGGAGGAGCGGCAGCUGCGCAGGCGUUGCUCGCACCCUGUUGAUUAGUCAGUGCUGGGAUGGCGCUUCCUGGGCCAGGCGCGGCGGCGGGCGGCCCCAGCCGGUGCCGGGGGGCGGCGGGAGCAGCGUUGGCCGCCCGGCGGCCCUCCCCCUCCGCCUAGCCCGGCAUGUCCCGCGGCGGCAGCCGGCGCUGAGCGCGGCGAGCUGCCUCCCCGCUUCCUUCCCUUCCGUCGCCGUCCCGCCGGGUUUGAGCAGCCCCGCCGGCGCUGCCCGUCCGGCUCCCUCCCCUCCGCGCCGCUGCCCUGCCCGGGCCAGGCGGGAAGAUGGACCCCGGCCCCUCGCUGGGCUUCAGCCUGAAGGACGUGAAGUGGAGCGCGGUGGCCGUCCCCCUGGACCUGCUCGUCAGCACCUACCGCCUCCCGCAGAUCGCCCGGCUGGACAGCGGAGAAACUGUAGAAGGCCUUCGAGAGACUGAUUACCUCCUGAUUCAUUCGUGUCGGCAGUGGACAACAAUUACAGCUCACAGUCUGGAGGAGGGCCACUAUGUCAUAGGGCCAAAGAUAGAAAUCCCUGUACAUUAUGCAGGGCAGUUUAAGCUGCUGGAACAAGACCGAGAUAUUAAGGAGCCAGUGCAGUAUUUUAACAGUGUGGAGGAGGUGGCUAAAGCAUUUCCUGAACGAGUUUACGUCAUGGAGGAAAUAACAUUCAACGUUAAGGUGGCUUCAGGUGAAUGCAAUGAAGACACUGAGGUUUACAACAUUACCCUUAGUACUGGGGACGAGCUCACUUUAAUGGGGCAAGCAGAAAUCCUUUAUGCAAAAUCUUCGAAGGAGAAGUCACGACUCAACACCAUCUUCAAAAAAAUUGGUAAACUUAAUUCAAUUAGCAAGCUUGGCAGAGGCAAAAUGCCCUGCCUCAUCUGCAUGAACCACAGGACCAAUGAAAGCAUCAGUCUCCCAUUCCAGUGUAAGGGCAAGUUUAGCACCCGCAGCCCGUUGGAGGUGCAGAUGCAAGAAGGUGAGCACACAAUUCGUAAUAUAGUAGAAAAAACCCGGCUGCCUGUUAAUGUAACUGUGCCAAGUCCUACUCCCAGAAACCCUUACGACCUGCAUUUUAUCCGUGAAGGACACAGGUACAAGUUUGUCAACAUUCAGACCAAAACUGUGGUGGUUUGUUGCGUGCUUCGUGGCAACAAAAUUAUUCCCAUGCAUUUUCCCUUGCACUUGACACUUCCAAAAUUUACUCUACCUGACAGUCUUGUGAAGGGGGAGCUGUGGCACGAAUCCCUCAUCCAGCAUUGGUUUAAUAUAUGUCAGGAACAGUUUGACAUAGACGAGUAUUCCCGUGCUGUGCGCGAUGUGAAAACAGACUGGAAUGAAGACUGCAAAAGCCCAAAGAAGAGCCGGUGCAGCGGGCAUGCUCACGUGCCCAACUCCCUCAGCUAUGCGCGGGACGAGCUCACGCAGUCCUUCCACCGGCUGUCGGUGUGCGUUUAUGGCAACAAUUUGCAUGGCAAUAGCGAAGUGAACCUCCACGGCUGCAGGGACCUGUGUAACGAAUGGGCUCUGUUUUCUCACGAUGCACUUCAGUACCAGGAUUCUGGUGACAGUAGCAGCGAUUAUCUUUUUCCUGAGGUUGGUGAAGAGUCGAUGUUUCUGCCUACGAAACCAGAGCUUCCUUACGAAGAGCUGUGGUUGGACCAAGGGUCUGGAAAACCUGGCGAGCAGCCGCUCACACGCUCGCUAAGUGAGAAGAACAAAUGUGACAAUUACAGAGGAUCCUUCCGAUCAAAGUGUGGUAGUGCGUCUCUUCCUGUGCCUGGGACAGUCGACGCAGCAACAAAGUCUUCAGAUGUUUCCCUACCUCCACCUCCAGUGCCUCCCAAAUCAGAAGCAGUAAAAGAGGAAUGCAGGCUCCUGAACGCUCCCCCCGUCCCACCACGGAGUUCAAAACCAUCUUCCACCAGUCCUUCCAUCCCUCCUCGCACAGUCAAACCUGCACGACAGCAGACGCGCUCUCCUAGCCCUACUCUGUCCUACUACUCUUCAGGACUGCACAACAUCAAUGUCACAGAGAGCGACAGUGUGAACCCAGCUGAGAGCAGCACACCUGUUUCAUGCUACCCUUGUACCAUGAUGAAAACCGAAUCCAAAGAGCCUGAGAACACAAUGCCUUUUGGAAGCCCCUCAAUUGAAGCUCUGCCUUCCAGAUUAUCUUGGCCAAACCAUUUUUCAGGAACUACGGAAGGCCAGAAUAGGAGCGAUUUCCUGCUGGAUCCAAGCAGGAGCUACAGUUAUCCCAGACAGAAGACUCCAGGCACACCAAAGAGAAACUGUCCAGCACCUUUAACUUUUGACUUCGAUGGGUGUGAGCUCCCUGCGGGGUACUCCCAGCUGUCCCCAGCAGAGUUCAGCAACAUCUCCAGCUGCCCAAAGUCAGCAAGUUACUCUCUAGACUGCACUGAUGAGAAAGCUCUGGGAGACAGUAAUGCAAAGCAGAGUCAUUCAUGUCCUGCCUUACCUCCUCGGGCACCAAAGUCAAGUGAAGAGAAACAAGUUACAGACAUGUGUCCUUUGCCACUAAAAAUAGAUGGUGCCGAGGAGGAGUCAAAAACUGAUUCUCCAGACCUCCUGGAAGAUCAAUAUCUGGUUAAAAAGGGCAUGCAGGAUACGUUCUCUGUGUCUUAUCCCUUCUCGUCUCCCCUCCACCUCCAAUUAGCACCAAGGUCGUGUGGGGAUGGCUCUCCCUGGCAGCCACCCACAGACCUUUCUGGACUCUCGAUAGAGGAAGUGUCUAAAUCGCUGAGGUUUAUUGGUCUGUCAGAAGAUGUCAUAUCUUUUUUUGUUACAGAGAAGAUUGAUGGCAAUUUACUGGUUCAGCUAACGGAAGAAAUCCUGUCAGAAGACUUUAAGCUAAGCAAAUUGCAGGUUAAGAAAAUACUACAGUUCAUUAAUGGCUGGCGGCCCAAGAUGUGAUGCUGACUAGUUUUUAGUGGGAACUGUAUGAGAUGUGCUAGAGGCACUUCGGCUAAUACAUCACUUCCUGUUUUUUGCACUAAGAGCCCUUCCUGUAAAUAGUAGUAGAAAAAUUCUUAACUAUGCAGAUAAAAGUUUUUGAGUGGUGAGCAGAUUUUUUUUUUUUGUAUGUCAAUAAUAAUGGUAGAGAAUCUGCAGAGGUGUGCCUUGUGCAUCCCUGAAUGUUCAACAGCUGCUAAAAACUGGACAGUAAGGGAACUUUCACUCCGUACUCUACUAAGACUUAAUCAUAUUUAUUACUGAACAAUUUGAUGCUGAAAGACACACACCAAUCCAGUUUACAGUUUUGUGUUAACUGCAAAAAAAAAAAAAUGUUUCUUAUGGGAGUAUUUCUGUUCAAAUAAUGUUUGACAACAUGCUGUGACUUUUUUUUUUCCUCUUCUGCUAACAAAAAGCAUGGUCAGAGAUACACAAACAGAGUUUUGACACUAGGUCUGAAAAUGUUUAGAAUUGCUGUGAAGUGCCACUAAUACAGUGCUGCUGCAGCAUGUUUUUAUUAACAGUAUCUUCAUGACUACCUGAAAUGUGGGUACGUUUUCCACUUCACUUUGAGAGAAAAGAGUUAAGUGUUUCAAAACAAAACUUGCUUAGCUCAGUGCCCAAAGGGGAGGGAGAAGGGGGAUUUUCCUACUGAGCCACUCUGCCCUGGCCAAUUAAAAGUUUAUGACCUGUAUGUAGAUUUCAAAAGUUGCUUUCGUAGUCAUAUAGCUGCAGUCAGUGCCACGACUUGGGGUCAUGCAGCUUUCCCAUGUGAGAGGCAGCUCCUUGCACAAACCCUGCCCUCAGCAUCUCCGGCCCCUCACAGCUGCCAGCACGUCUGUCUGAGCAGCCCAGUAGCACAGCCCUUCCAUUUGCUUUGCUCUACCCAGAGGAAACCCAUUACAAUUCCUCUGUUGUUGUUACCAUCAUCUGAAAAUGUGCUGUGCUAUUCUUGGAGUCAGAUCUGUGUGGGAAGGUGAUAGUACUCCUGCAGGAUGCCUUUGAAAUAAAACAUUGGUGAGGUGCAAAGGAACAGGAGCAGUGCCUGCCAUGCAGAUAAGAAGGGGCCAAGUGAAAGCUUGGGCCAUGCCUCAGGAAAUGCUUGCGAUGCUUAAGUUCACCUGUUUCAUUUGCAGUGGACUAGGAGGACACGAGUGUCGAAGUGGAAGGGACUGUGCAACCACACUGAGAUGUGCUAACUCAAUUGCCCAGUCGCAAAAACUUGCUGCAAUAGAUGCCGCACAAAAGUACCAGCCAGAAGUGAGCACAGAGAUGGGAAGAGGGGCAUGAGGCUGCCCCUGCAGACCUUUCAAAUUGAAGUGUGGAAAGUUAAAAGUAGUAUUGACUAUUGAUAGUCCAUUGCUGAGUUCUUGUCAUUGGCAGAGCUCUCAGAAAUGUCUAAAUAACUUAGGGUCCCGAGAUCCCCUGCUUUCAUAGUCAUGAGUGAUGGAUUUGUGGAGGUCCUCAGGAAAGUCUGUAGAGCUCAUCCUCAAUGCUGUGUACCCAGGACCCUCAGGCAGUCAGAGACAGAGGUGCUGGAGCAGCUUCACAAGCCACAAAGCAGAGCCCUGCCUGGGGUGACCAUCACCUGCCUCUCAAUCUUUUGUGAAGGACACAGAGCACCUCUUCAAGGCACGUAGUGGGAGCAUCAGGAGAAAAUACAGAACAAAGAUGGGAGGCUUGUUUUGCCUUUUUUUUUUUUCCUCAACAAAAUAGAUUCAUUAAAACGAAUGUAUUUGCAAAGGGAGCUUUCUCUUGCCUGGGCAAAUUUCAUGUCAUGUCUCCAUGCUGAACAAGAUGCAUCGUUUAUUCUGCAAUACUGCAAACCAUCAGUUCCCAACCAGAGAGUAAAGCCCAACUGCAUAUGGGUACUAGAAGGCAGUGAGCCAAAACAUAUCCCUAUAGAAAAAAACAAGAAUUCAUAAUCUUACUCUUCUGUGUUAAUGUAUUGACUUCUAAAACAGUAACUUCUUUCAAAUGCAUUUUAAUUAAUGUCCUAAAAUAUUUUAACUGCCGUUAAGACUAAAUUGAAUUAGAGUACCGGUCAGAUGUGUAGGCAUGUGCAAAUUCAGAUCAGUUCUUUUUAACCCUCAUGUCAAAAGAGCAUUCAUCUAUUAAAGGGACAGAUUUGAAAUAUCGAGUACCUCUCUUUGGUUUUGCUUGGCUUGUUAAUUCUGGGUGAAAAAGUGAACGGUCUCUGUCUCUCUGGGAUUGCAAUCUUGACAUUAAAUAUUUCCAGAAAUUGCCA
This is a messenger RNA of Numida meleagris (helmeted guineafowl), 5279 nucleotides long. It is a transcript of the gene GAREM1, whose product is annotated as GRB2 associated regulator of MAPK1 subtype 1. The transcript is spliced from 6 exons. NCBI's taxonomy places the organism in Eukaryota, Metazoa, Chordata, Aves, Galliformes, Numididae. Gene Ontology annotation, biological process: epidermal growth factor receptor signaling pathway; cellular response to epidermal growth factor stimulus. Bases 341 to 2992 code for a protein of 883 amino acids. The record is from RefSeq and is a predicted model, not a curated record. Gene Ontology annotation, molecular function: proline-rich region binding.